CCAAAGAAAAAAACUAGUCACUUGUUUUUCUUCCAAAUUUCAAAUAAUAAAAAUAAAAUAAAAAAAAGUCAAACCCUUUUCUCUUUCCUUUCUCUUAUUUUCCUCCAUCUUUCACCUCUCCAACAACGCCAUUGAAACAAACCUUCCAAAACCAAAACAAUCCACAAUCAAUUAUCACAAAAACUCCCUAAUCUCACGUAAUUACCAAACCUAAUCACAUUCUAAUUAAAUAGUUAAACUAAUUAUGAAAUUAUCAUAACCGUUUCUUCAGCAACCUCCAAAAUGCCGACGGUAGCCGUGAAACUCUACAGCGUGUUCUUCAAGUUUCUGUUAAAACACCGUUUACAGAAUCGGAUUCAAACUCCGACCGAAGAAUCCGCCCCGUUCGGUAUAACUUCCCGACCCGAUGAAUCGUUAGCUUCACCUAAUCCUUCUUUUACCGAAGGCGUAGCCACCAAAGAUAUUCAUAUUGAUUCUUUCACUUCUCUUUCGGUUAGAAUCUUUCUCCCUGAAUCUGCAUUGUUGACUCCCGAACCUAAUUCCAAACCUAAACGAAAACCCGAACCUAAGGGACGUGAAACGACGUCGUCUCCGAGGGUUAAUAGGAGGAACAGUUAUGGUCCGGUUGGUGCUCCGGUGAAGGAGGAGGUAAGAAGGAAUAGUGUCGGCGGUGGUGAUGCGGAGGGUUUGAAUUUGAGUUCCGGUGGUGGAUAUGGUGGUUAUGGUGGUUAUUCGCCGACGAUUGAUGAUAGGAAGAGGAAGUUGCCGGUGAUGGUGCAGUUUCAUGGAGGUGGUUGGGUGAGUGGGAGUAAUGAUUCGGUGGCGAAUGAUUAUUUUUGUAGGAGGAUUGCGAAGCUUUGUGAUGCGGUGGUUGUUGCGGUUGGUUAUCGGCUUGCGCCGGAGAGUCGGUAUCCUGCGGCUUUUGAGGAUGGAUUUAAGGUUUUGAGUUGGUUGGGGAAACAAGCGAAUUUGGCGGAGUGUAGUAGGUCGUUGGGGAUUAAGAAAUUGGAUGGUGGUCAUAGGCAUAUUGUUGAUUCUUUUGGGGCUUCUAUGGUUGAACCUUGGUUGGCUGCACAUGGAAAUCUAUCAAGGUGUGUGCUUCUUGGUGUGAGUUGUGGAGCAAAUAUUGCAAACUAUGUAGCUCAAAAAGCUGUAGAAACAGGGAAACUUCUGGACCCUGUCAAAGUGGUGGCACAGAUCCUGAUGUAUCCGUUUUUUGUUGGAAGUGUGCCCACACAUUCUGAAAUAAAGUUGGCAAACUCUUAUUUUUAUGACAAAGCAAUGUGUAUGCUGGCAUGGAAACUAUUCCUACCCGAGAAAGAAUUUAGCUUAGACCAUCCAGCCGCCAAUCCCCUAGUCCCAGGCCACGGUCCUCCUUUAAAGCAGAUGCCUCCAACAUUAACAGUAGUGGCGGAACAUGACUGGAUGAGAGACCGUGCCAUAGCUUACUCAGAGGAGCUUAGGAAGGUGAAUGUUGAUGCACCGGUUCUUGAAUAUAAAGACGCAGUUCAUGAAUUUGCUACACUAGACGUACUUCUCAGAAGCCCUCAAGCUCAGGUUUGUGCCGAGGACAUUGCCAUCUGGGUCAAGAAGUACAUUUCACUUCGAGGGCAUGAAUUCUCAUAUUGAGUAGGAUUUACCAGAUUAUGUAGAUUAUUAUGUCAAUGAAGAGUGAGAAAAUCUUUUCCCAGUUGUUGAUAUUAGCUUCAGGUCGCUCUUCUGCUGUCUAUUGUGAUAUAUUACUUGAUUUAUUUUGAUGCUUCAUUAGGUCGUGCCGUCAAUGUUGUUGACCGGUUCAAAAUAGUUAUUUGAAAGUUGGAUAAGUGGAACCUGUGAGAUGGAUGCACCUCAUGCACACCGCAUUCGGUAACCCUUGUUCGAUUCUUUCUUUUGUAUUAUAUUGUAAUAUUUCUCAUGAAAACAAUAUAAAAUUUUGUGCAUUAGUCUUUUGACUAUGGAGUCUCCAAAUGUACCACAGAUGAGUUUUUCUGUUUCUUGAUAAAUUCAUAAACUAGAUUAAAUAAAACAAUUACUGAUAAGAUACCAUUUAGUGACUAUCUAGGACUAGGAUGACGACGAUAUGAAGUUUCUUUAAUACUAUUAACCAAAAAGUUAAAGCCAAUGUUUUGCUUAGUUUGCUUUGUUGGGAACAAUGCUUGUCUCCAUUACAGACAAGUGUUUCAUCAUUAUCUUAAUUUUCAUUGUUGUGUCUUUCUUACUGCCAUUAUAUAAAUGCCAUGGCUUUCACAUGAUUUUCCGCACUAAUUCCCUCCCCUAGGUUUUUCGGGGAGGAGAACCAUGUAAAUCUCUCACGAAGCAGAGACGAUUUGAGCUUUGUGGUUAUUGAAACAAUCUUCUACCCAAUACUGGAAGCACUUUGAGGGUAUGAGAGCCACUCUGACCAGUUUGUAUUGUCAGAUAGAGCUAUAAAUGGAAUUUGGAUUUAUCUGUUUUUACGCAAUCAUGCAACAGUCAAUCUUAACCAUCAGAUGAGAUUACAAUUCUCAUGUUCUGACUUGAUUUGGUUUACCAAUCUUGAUCAAAAAGUCUAGAUCAUGCGAGUGCGUCAAAUGAGUAAUUUCAUGAUUGGAUGUGUAUCUUGUGAUGAAAAAUAUGGUAUUUGCAUUGGUGGCAACUUUGUUGACUUUCUGGUAGCCAUGAGUUCAUGGAGUACUAAGGCUGUGGAAAGUUAUUAGGUUACUUUCAAGAUGGCUGUGUUUGAACAGAAAAAGGUGGUUGUGAAAGGUUACUAUGUCACUUUCAAAAUUAUAGCAAUGUUACUAAACAAAUAAAGAAAUAGAAAUGUUUAUUAUACUUUGUACAAUAUUAUACGGAUGUUUGAAUAUAUU
Molecule: messenger RNA, 2849 nt
Organism: Vicia villosa (hairy vetch)
Lineage: Eukaryota; Viridiplantae; Streptophyta; Magnoliopsida; Fabales; Fabaceae
Product: probable carboxylesterase 11
Exons: 2
Coding region: 283-1629 (448 amino acids)
Molecular function (GO): hydrolase activity
Source: RefSeq, a predicted model, not a curated record